AUGAGUCGGAGUUUGGGGAUUCCGGUGAAGCUACUGCACGAAGCGUCGGGGCACGUGGUGACGGUGGAGCUGAAGAGCGGCGAGCUUUACAGAGGCAGCAUGGUGGAAUGCGAGGAUAACUGGAAUUGUCAGCUUGAAAACAUCACUUACACUGCUAAGGAUGGGAAGGUCUCACAGCUCGAGCAUGUUUUCAUUCGUGGAAGCAAAGUCAGAUUCAUGGUGAUACCAGAUAUGCUUAAGAAUGCUCCAAUGUUCAAGCGUUUGGAAGCUAGAAUCAAGGGCAAGGGUUCUGCACUUGGUGUUGGUCGGGGACGUGCUGUUGCCAUGAGAGCUAGAGCUCAGGCUGCCGGUCGUGGAGCUGCCCCCGGCAGGGGGGUUGUGCCACCUGUGAGGAGGUGA
Messenger RNA from Fraxinus pennsylvanica, 399 nucleotides. NCBI's taxonomy places the organism in Eukaryota, Viridiplantae, Streptophyta, Magnoliopsida, Lamiales, Oleaceae. The record is from the annotation of a GenBank genome assembly.